This is a messenger RNA of Fukomys damarensis (Damara mole-rat), 1896 nucleotides long. RefSeq names its product damage specific DNA binding protein 2 (gene Ddb2). The record is from RefSeq and is a predicted model, not a curated record. The transcript is spliced from 8 exons. Gene Ontology annotation, molecular function: damaged DNA binding; protein binding. NCBI's taxonomy places the organism in Eukaryota, Metazoa, Chordata, Mammalia, Rodentia, Bathyergidae. Gene Ontology annotation, cellular component: nucleus; Cul4-RING E3 ubiquitin ligase complex. Bases 172 to 1482 code for a protein of 436 amino acids. Gene Ontology annotation, biological process: DNA repair; response to UV.
AGCUCGUGGCUGACUAGCCCCGGGCUUGUUUGGCGGGAAGUUUGCUUAGCGCGACUGCCUGUGGCGGCGCGGGGUGGGGGUUGUCAUCGUCGUCUUGACUCUCCUCAGAGGCUCUCAGUUCUCUGUCCAUGAACUCGGCGUAGGGCUUACGCCCUUCGCUCCGAGGACGCGAUGAUUCCCAGGAAGCGCCCAGAAACCCAGAAGACCCCCAAAGUGGUGGUGCGCCCCGGGAGCAGGAGGAGUCCCCGGGAGCCGGAGCCCGCGGCCAAGAAGCCCCGCGCGAAGGGCCCCGGUCCUAACAGGAGAUAUGACUCAGGCUGCCUUUGGGCGGGGCUGGCAAGCAUGCAGGUCCCGGAAGUGGGCAGCAGCAUCAUCAGGGUCCUGCACCAGCAUAAACUAGGCAAGGCUGCCUGGCCUACGAUACAGCAGGGUCUGCAGCGGUCCUUCGUACACUCCCUGGCUUCUUACCGGAUAGCCCAGAAAGCCUCCCCAUUUGACAGGAGGGCCACAGCCUUGGCCUGGCACCCGGCGCACCCCAGCACCCUGGCUGUGGCCUCCAAGGGGGGUGAUAUCAUGCUCUGGAACUUUGGUGUCAAGGACAAACCCACCUUCAUCAAAGGGAUCGGAGCUGGGGGCAGCAUCACUGGGCUGAAGUUCAACCUUCUCAACACCGACCAGUUCUACACCGCCUCCAUGGAAGGAACAACAACGCUGCAGGACUUUCGAGGCAACACUGUCCGGGUUUUUGCCAGAAGCGACUGCUGCAACAUCUGGUUCUGCAGCUUGGAUGUGUCUGCCAAGAGCCGAGUGGUGGUCACAGGAGACAACGUGGGCCACGUGACCCUGCUGAACACGGACGGCAAGGAGCUUUGGAAUCUCAGAAUGCACAAAAAGAAAGCAACCCACGUGGCCCUGAACCCCUGCUGUGACUGGCUGCUGGCCACAGCCUCCGUAGAUCAAACAGUGAAACUCUGGGACCUGCGCCAGGUCAAAGGGAAGGACGGCUUCCUCUACUCGCUGCCACACAGUCACCCAGUCAACGCAGCUUGCUUUAGCCCUGACGGAGCCCGGCUGCUCACCACCGACCAGCGGAACGAGAUCCGGGUUUACUCGGCUUCGCGGUGGGACCGCCCCAUGAGCCUGAUCCCACACCCACAUCGCCACUUCCAGCACCUCACCCCCAUCAAGGCAACCUGGCAUCCUCGGUACAACCUCAUUGUUGUGGGCCGGUACCCAGACCCUAAUUUCAAAAGUUGUGUUCCCUACGAGUCAAGAACGGUUGACGUGUUCGAUGGAAGCUCUGGCAAGUUGCUGUGUCAGCUCUAUGACCCAGCGUCUUCUGGAAUCAUCUCGGUGAGGCUCAGGCCCUCUCAUGAUGGAAGGAUCUGGGGUUCACCCCACUUCCUGACCUUAGUCCUUAUGCAUCCUGUCGGUACUCGCCACCCUCCUCAUGCUGAGUCUCUCGUCUCUGCAGCUCAAUGAGUUCAACCCCAUGGGGGACACGCUGGCCUCAGCCAUGGGUGAGUAGGAAGCAGCAGUGUGCCUUGGACUGGCCGAGCCCAACCCUGCUCCCCAAGGUUCAGCACACGGUGCUGACGUGUGCACCCCAGGGCAACAGCCACACAAGAUGGGGACACAGCAGUCUCUGGCCUAGGCCCUCAUCAUCUUGCUUUGGCUUGGUGGCGGCAACGCCCGGCUGCUGUGCUGCUAGGAUUUCCUUACCAAGCGCUGGGCUCCCCAGGCCAGCCCCAAGCCACAGAGCCUGGCAACGGGAGGACAAGUCAGACUGUUCCUCCUCCCCCCAGGUUACCAUGUUCUCGUCUGGAGCCAGGAGAAAGUUGGGCCAGAGAGAGAGAGCGAGAGCCAGUGAAGGAGGUGUGGGCCAGGCGACGCCUG